This is a messenger RNA of Labrus mixtus (cuckoo wrasse), 3483 nucleotides long. RefSeq names its product TLC domain containing 5a (gene tlcd5a). Lineage: Eukaryota; Metazoa; Chordata; Actinopteri; Labriformes; Labridae. Gene Ontology annotation, cellular component: membrane. The transcript is spliced from 3 exons. The coding region runs from base 847 to 1575 and encodes 242 amino acids. The record is from RefSeq and is a predicted model, not a curated record.
GCAUCACCACCCGAUAAGAAAACACUCCGUUAGCCCUUUAACGUUAGCUUGCUGUUGUUACUUUGCUAACUGGAUGGUGCUAACUGGGUAGUUUUGCCUGUAUGAUCUUGUCUUGCUAAGGAGGGGAUAUUAUAUUUGAUGAAAAGGGAAGUUUUAAGUUUCCCUCAGCACGGGAAUAACCAUUAAGGCUAACAUAAACUACAGCUGUUUUCAAUUUACUUACUGCUAACGUUACGUCUUCGGUUUCCAUGGAAAGAACCCUUCAACAAUUGUUUCCAUGGAAACCUAAUAAGAAUGCUGUGCAUGCCGCUAGAUUUUGCCUCUUGCGUUGGGAACCUUGCUUCCACAUCUCUUAUUUAAAAGCCUUAAACCAUCCCUAUAACUCAUCUCUGAUCAUAUAACUAACAAAGAAAGGUUGAAAGAACUCUUCUAUAGCAACACCACAUAACACUUACCUUUCUAAAAAUAUAACUUAACUUUUUAAACAUUUUUUUAAUAAAGUGUAGGCCUAUGUUAGGGCCAUUUGUGUGUUCAAUGUAUGUGUGCUCUUUGUAGCAAUUCAUUACUGUCCCAGUAGAUGGCAUAUUCACUUUAUAUUCACAAUUAGAGGAAGAGGUAAACACUGACAGGUGAGCAGCCGACCGAGAGACGCGCACUGUUUUUGACCGCCGUUGAAGUGUAAGGUGAAUUGAACAUUUAGCCUGGUUUUUGUUUUGCAUGCAAUUAUAAGUGUAUGUAACGACCAGAAGAUCUAUUGUGAAUGAACGAUUCGGAUAAACCUGUUUGAGUGUGACAGCACGGAGUGAGUUAUUCCCACGCAACACGGAAGACGACGCGUCAAUUAAAAUGGCACUCCUUGUGGUUUUUGCGCUGCUGUGCCUGUCCUGCUGGGCCUCUUUCUACUUUAUCGUGUGCAUUGUUAACGGGUCCAGAAGCUACGAGUGGAACUGUCGCCUCGUCACACUGGUACAUGGCAUCCUGGCAGUCUGCAUCACAUCAUACAUAGGCUAUGUGGAUGGACCCUGGCCUUUCACUCAUCCAGGUACCAAGAACACUCCCCUGCAGAUGAGUGCUUUGGUGGUGAGCCUGGGCUACUUUAUUUUUGAUAUGGCCUGGUGUGUGUACUUCCGCACAGAGGGACCCGUUAUGCUGGCCCACCACACCAUGAGCAUCCUGGGAAUCCUGUUGACUCUGUGGCUGGGGGAGUCUGGCAUCGAGGGAUGUGCGGUUCUCUUUGGCAGUGAAAUCACCAACCCCCUGCUGCAGACACGCUGGUUCCUCAAACAAACAGGACGUUACAGGACAGUGCUGGGGAACGUUGUAGACAUCUCGUUCGUACUGCUGUUUGUGGUAAUGCGAAUCUUUGUGGGAGGCACAAUGCUGUACUGUGAGCUGAUCUCCCCAAGACCGAGAUUCUUUAUCAAGUGUGGGGGAGUGGCUAUGUAUGCUCUGUCCUGGGUGUUCAUGGUGGACAUUGUCCGAUUUGCAAUUCGGAAGAGCAAGAGCUGGCACAAACAGCAAAAGAACCAACAAGAGACAGUGACAGCUAAUGGCUACGAGUUGAAGAAUGACUAAUCGUUUUGUAUUAUCUUUUAGUAAACCGGUUCACAUUUGGUGAGUUUUUCACUUUGGGUUACUCUGUAGAGACAGUACAAAAAUAUUUUUUUUGGUAUUUUAAACUAAAAUUAAAAAGGGAUAUUUCACACAUGACUUUCUGUUUAGAAUUGUCCUGUGACACCUUUUUGUGCUUUUUUUGAUAAACUAGUUUUUAUUGCCAUAAUGUCAGCUGAACACAUGAUAAAUAAGGAUUGAUAAUAUAUAACAUGCAGUUAACAAACAACACAAAUACAGUAUGUCGUGUGUGUCCCUGAAAACCAAAGCACUUUCUAUCAACACGUGAACAGAUGUUACUCUAGUGGCCUACUCAAGUGAAGUGUUAGUGAAGAGACAGUUUACAUGUAACACCCGUGGUGCUUGUGAAACAUUUCUAUUCACAUCGGAAAGUUAGGGCUUUGCGGGGUUCUUUUGGCUCGUGUGAAACUUUGAGCGGAUCUGAAAGAUACACUCAGGGAGAAGAAGUCAUACCAGAAAGUCUGAGUGAGAUACAGAGAGAUGCAUUGAGAUGAUGACUGUUUUUUAUGAUUUACUGAAAGAAGUCUUCUAUGCUUUUAACCACUGUAAAAAAAAGCUUACAUAUGAUGUAUUUCUCUCAUGUAUAGAAAGCAGUUCUACUCUGGAAAUGCGAUGAUUUUGCGGUCUGUUUAGUUAUGAUUUACGCAAAUUAUAACCACUUCAAAUGUUUACUAGAAAAUAUCUUACAUAUUUUGUAUUCAAAGUUAUGUGAAGUGUCUAUAUUCACUGUAUAGUUGAGUAUGGACCAGAAUGACUUCAUUAAGUUGUUAAGACAGAAGUCCGACGACAGAUCUGUAUACUCUUUACAGGAAGCUCACAAUUAUUUAAUUUAACAGAGUCAUGUCACAGUCUCAUGGAGAUUUUGUCAGGUGAAACUAAACUAUUGAAUGAAGUGAAAUUCACUGUGAGCUAUCACAGCUAGGCUUUCUUUAGUCUUUGCCUUAUGUUUGAUCAAACAAAAACAAUGAUUUAAGAGGUAUAUGUUCUAUGUUUGAUUAAGUCCCAUAAACAUUUUGAUUUCUAUAUAAAGCCUUAACACAAGGGAGUACUGCCCAAAUAUCUAGGGCUGACAAAUAAAUAACUGUUGUUGUAUAUGUUCAAUACAAUGAUAAUGAAAUAACACUGAGGUAAUUGUGAUUUCAGAAAUUCUGUUUUCCAGUUUAGUCAUUUCUAAAAUGACAAAAUAAGUAAUUACUCUUUGUUUUAUUGACAUGUGGCGACUUUUGUCCUACUCUUUGUGUGGAUUUUGACAGUGUUUGUCAUUUUAUAUAAAUUGUUGUCAGAAAAAUAUUAAUCAAAGUAUUUACAUAUGGAUUUUAACUGGUAUGGUCCAAUCAGAAAAACACAAGUGCAUCAUGGGACUAAGGUGAAAGUGGUUUGGUAUGCAGGUUAUUAACAAACAUGAUUUAGUCAACUUCAUGACUGGAUUUGUUCUGAGGACAAACGGCGAACCACUAGCUUUCCUCUUUGUGCUUGGGCUUUAUAUUGUUUUUUUUUUGUUAUUAUUAUGAAGUUGUGAUUUUAAAUCUAUUCAACAUGGAUAUCUGCAGUUUAAAUGUCUGUCAUCCCUUUGUUUUGCAACUUGCAUGAAAUCACUGAAAUAAGAUGUGCUGCUCUCACACAAGGUCUAGUUUCCUCUUCACUAUUUCAUCUAAGAAAGUAACAUCUCUAACUGGUGUGUGCCUUAGUUUUCUGAAUGUACUUUCCUCAUUUUCUUUUGUUUUUUGGUAUGUCUUGUAUUGUGAACUCUCGGUACAUGUUGAAAUUGUGAAGAGCCACUUUCAGUUUUGGGUUUCAUGAUUUGCCUUUGUAAUGCCUGUGUGGAGUCAAAUAAAGAUGUGAUUGAUUGUU